Messenger RNA from Juglans regia (Persian walnut), 2288 nucleotides. Its product is annotated as pentatricopeptide repeat-containing protein At1g80880, mitochondrial. Lineage: Eukaryota; Viridiplantae; Streptophyta; Magnoliopsida; Fagales; Juglandaceae. The transcript is spliced from 2 exons. Gene Ontology annotation, molecular function: protein binding. The record is from RefSeq and is a predicted model, not a curated record. The coding region runs from base 40 to 1755 and encodes 571 amino acids.
ACUACCCCAAAAUGUCUACCACUGCUUUUUGUAGACCCGAUGGCACAUCUUCCCUCCCUUGCAAGGAGACUGCCACGAACGGAUCCGCAUUUCUUCCUACCCCUCUCCAUGCUCCACCCUAUCACUCGCUCACCCUGUCCUUCUCCGGCUACGACUAUAUUACAGCCAUUCCUUCGUUACCUCUUUCGCGCAUUUCAUCAAACACGUCAUUUACCCUCUCCACAGACCCGCCGUUUCUCAACCUUCCAACCCUUUUCAGCUCAAAAUUACCACUAUCCAUUUGACUUUGACAAUUACAAAUUCAAAGUCACCCACGGCACGCACGACCCGGGUCUUCCCCGAUUCCUUGAGAUGCUCAGAGGAGUCUCCCAGUGUCCCUCAGAAGCGAAGGCCAUCGAGUCUCUUGACGAGUCAGGCAUCGAAGCAAAUCGAGAAAUUGUUUGCUCUGCGAUUUGGGAAUCGAGGGAAGAGUGGAGACUGGCAUUUUUGGCUUUCAAAUGGGGUGAGAAAUGGGGCUGCACUGAUGAAAAAGCUUGCUAUUUGAUGAUAUGGGUUUUGGGCAAUCAUAGAAAGUUUAAUAUUGCUUGGUGUUUGAUUCGGGACAUGCACACGCACCGUUCUAAAAUGGACACUCGUCGGGCAAUGCUUAUUAUGAUUGAUAGAUAUGCAUCUGCAAAUGAUCCAUGCAAGGCCAUUCGGACAUUCCACGUAAUGGAGACGUUCAGAUUGACCCCUGAUCAGGAAGCAUUCCACACUGUUCUGAAGGCACUCUGUAAAUAUGGAAACAUUGAGGAGGCUGAAGAAUUUAUGUUUGUAAACAAGAAGUUAUUCCCACUGGAGACUGAGGGCUUUAACAUUAUUCUCAAUGCAUGGUGUAACGUGUCUCUAGAUGUAUUUGAAGCAAAGAGAGUUUGGAGAGAAAUGUCUAAAUGCUGUAUUACACCAGAUGCAACUUCAUAUACCCUCAUGAUUUCCUGUUUCUCAAAGGUUGGGAAUCUCUUUGAUUCACUUAGACUCUAUGAUGAAAUGAAGAAACGAAGUUGGAUCAUAAGCCUUGAGGUUUACAAUUCAUUAAUAUACGUACUAACUCAUGAGAAUUGCUUUGAGGAAGCUCUCAAAAUCCUGGACAAAAUGAAAGGUUUAGGUUUGCAACCGGAUUCUACCACUUACAACUCAAUGAUACACCCUCUGUGUGAAGCAAAAAGGUUUGAGGAGGCAAGAAAUAUACUGACCACUAUGAUGCAGGAGAAUCUCAGUCCAACCAUGGAGACUUACCAUGCAUUUCUUAGGAGUGCAGGUUUUGAGGGAACAUUGGAAGUUCUUAACCGAAUGAAGAAAGCUGGUUUAGGUCCUACUGGGGAUACCUUUCUAAUAAUUAUUGGCAAGUUCUUCAAAUUGGGGCAACCUGACCAUGCAUUGAAGGUAUUUAUGGAAAUGAAACAGUAUGAAAUAGUGCCCAAUUCCUUGCAUUACUCGGUGCUGGUACAAGGGCUGGCAACGUGUGGGUGGUUGAUCAAGGCCAGGGAGUUCUAUGCCGAGAUGAGAUCAAAUGGAUUUUUAGAAGACCCAAAGCUUAAGAAGCUCUUGAAGGAACCAGUCCGAUGCAGUGUACAUGAAGGGAAGCGACAGGUCCAACGGGUUAAUAGAGAUGAGAGGGCGAAUCAUAGGAAAGGCAGAAGUAUGAGAUGGACAAAUCAUACCCACCAAUCGAGAAAGAAGAAGAAAUCAAUCGAAAAGUCCAAUUUGGAACUUUGACUGGACAUAAAAAGAAUGACGAGUUAUCUGUGCCAUUUAGUAUGAUAAAUGAGGUGCUUUUGCUGGUUGUAAAUAUUGAAAGAAUGACUGAAGAACCUUCUGCUUCAAGAGGUUUGCUUGGGGAGGAGUCUUAUGAGGCCAUCUGGUUCUCACUUCUCAAUAACCUACCAAUUGAUUUGGCAUGCCCAGAGAAAAGCAGCUUUGUCAUUUUUCUCUUUACAAGAAAAUUUUCUUCCCCAGUGUUCAAACAUCUGAGAGUCAACGCUUUCAAAUUGUUGCCAUAUACUUCUGGUAUGUUUUUUUUUUUCCCUUUAAUUUAUUCUUUUUAUCAUUGUGGUUCAUGAGGCUCUGAUGACUGGGGAGCUAAAACAUCUGGCAGUUGGUUCAGUAACAUGAUUUUCCAAUUCAUAGGGUUUACAAUACUGAGAUUUUUUUUUUUCUGAAGAAACAUGAUUUUCCAAUUCAUAAGCCUCUUGUUUUCUCUGAUUGGACUGGAGAUCUGUUUUCGGGAGCUGAUGAUUAGGUUCAUUGCC